AUGUCAUAUUUUGUGAUUCCAUGUCCUUCUUGGAAUCUUCCUCAGAUCGUUUCGUUGUUUACAUCUUUUCUGCCCGUGCCCGGUGCCCCGGUCUUGGCAGGGAGUCAGACACAAUCUGCGUGGCAAGUACCUUGCUCUUCAGCAGUCGAUCUGCUUUCUGCUUUGGCCUACUUCUUGAAUGAGCGCCAAGCCCAGGAUUUUGCAGACAAGCUUGCAGAGGUUUCCCCUGUUGCUCAGAAUGGCGCUGCCAGCUCGAUGUUUGCAUUUCUGGCGGGAUAUGCCGGACAUUGCCUUGAACACGGCAAGAAGUCACCGAAUGCUUAUUUGCGCCUGGAUCCGUCCAAGGGUGCCAAUGACAAUGUCUUGGAAUUGGUCGUGAGAACAUCCAAUCAGCACAUCGGCCUACUUCAAAUGGCUCACAUGCAGGGCAUCGCUGAGAAAGCACUUAUCACAUUGAACUUUGGGGCCCCCUACAGAUUCGGGUCUGCUGAGCCCGACGGCAAGAGGAUGAAGCAACAGUCUCUAUCCUUCCCCGUCGCCGCGAAGAAUGCCGUAGCCACCGUGACCGAAGCUCCUACUAUUGCCCCACCAUUGCCUCCACAUGAGACCAAGACCAUCGAGAAGAAGGAUGUGGUCACGCCGGAGAAGAAGGAUGUGGUCAGUGUAGAGGCACUGCCCACCCCUCCCAAGGAACCAGAGGUCAAAGAGACCAAGGCGUUUUUUUCCGACGACAACGUGGCUGGCAAGAAGAUCGUGUGGAAGUUUGAGGAUGGCAAAAUGUCCAUGCGCUGCACUGAAGAUGCUGAGCAUGGAACGAAGGUCGGUGGCAUCUUCUCUUUCGCCCUCACAGAGCCCUAUGUGCACCAAGUGUCAUUGUUGGAAGGGAAGACUGCGUCGGCCUUGAUGACGGUGGCCGAAGCGAUCCAAAAGACCGGUGUCAAGAAAAUUCAGUCCCAUGGUGGGUGGUCCUCGGAGAAGCCCCCGGCGACAUUGACGGCACCGGCGGCAGCGCAAGGUUUCCAACCAAGUGACGAAGGGCAGUGCGAAUUACUCAAGAUGGCGCUGAACAUGGGACAGGUGUCUUGGCCUUCUUGCUUUGCAAUGUUUGCCUGA
Cladocopium goreaui is the source of this 1113-nucleotide messenger RNA. Lineage: Eukaryota; Dinophyceae; Suessiales; Symbiodiniaceae. The record is from the annotation of a GenBank genome assembly.